Molecule: messenger RNA, 1122 nt
Organism: Acanthosepion pharaonis
Lineage: Eukaryota; Metazoa; Mollusca; Cephalopoda; Sepiida; Sepiidae
Source: the annotation of a GenBank genome assembly
AUGAAAAUCAUUCUUUUCUUUUCAUUUCUCUUUUUCUUUUCAUUCCUCUUUUUUCUUUGUUUGCAUUCCUCUUUUUUUCUUUGUUUGCAUUCCUCUUUUUUUCUUUGUUUGCAUUCCUCUUUUUUUCUUUCUCUUUCUUUUCAUUUUCUCUUUUUCUCUCUCUUUUUCUCUUUUUCUCUCUCUUUUUCUCUUUUUCUCUCUCUUUUUCUCUCUCUUUUUCUCUCUCUUUUUCUCUCUCUUUUUCUCUUUCUUUUUCUCUUUCUCUCUUUUUCUCUUUCUUUUCUCUUUCUCUCUUUUCUUUUCUUUCUUUUCUCUCUUUUCUCUUUUCUCUUUCUCUUUUUUCUCUUUUUCUUUUUUUCUUUUCUCUUUUUUUUUUUCUUUUUUCUCUUUCUCUUUUUUCUUUUCUUUUCUCUUUUUUUCUUUUUCUCUUUUCUCUUUUCUUUCUUUUCUCUUUCAACCAAUGCUAAUCUUCUUUUUCUUUCUUUUCCUUUUUUUCUUCUUUCUUUUCCUUUUUUUCUUCUUUCUUUUCCUUUUUUCUUCUUUCUUUUCCUUUUUUUCUUCUUUCUUUUCCUUUUUUUCUUCUUUCUUUUCCUUUUUUCUUCUUUCUUUUCUUUUUUUCUUCUUUCUUUUCCUUUUUCUCUUCUUUCUUUUCCUUUUUUCUUUCUUUCUUUUCCUUUUUUUUUCUUUCUUUUCCUUUUUCUCUUUCUUUUCCUUUUUUUUCUUUCUUUUCCUUUUUUCUUUCUUUUCCUUUUUUCUUCUUUCUUUUCCUUUUUCUCUUCUUUCUUUUCCUUUUUCUCUUCUUUCUUUUCCUUUUUCUCUUCUUUCUUUUCCUUUUUUCUUUCUUUCUUUUCCUUUUUUUCUUUCUUUUCCUUUUUCUCUUCUUUCUUUUCCUUUUUCUCUUUCUUUUCCUUUUUUCUUUCUUUCUUUUCCUUUUUUCUUCUUUCUUUUCCUUUUUCUUUUUCUUUUCCUUUUUUCUUCUUUCUUUUCCUUUUUCUUCUUUCUUUUCCUUUUUCUCUUCUUUCUUUUCUCUUCUCUUACUCCAUUCUUUUAUUGUCUUCUCUUACUCCAUUCUUUUACUGUCUCUGGAUGGUUAAUGAUCUUAUGUUUAGCAAAUCCUUUUGA